GCGUGCCGUGCUGACGGCAGCCGGCCUCGGCGUGCGGCCGGCCUCGGCCUGCAUGUGCGCCUGUCCACGGCUUCGCUCCGCCGUGUCGGCCAUGUCCGUAGCCUCCCCAUCCUGUGCUCUCCUCUGUCCCUCGCGCCGGGCGUGAGACGUCGGCUUUGUGGACUACUGGGUGCUGACCCUGCGGGGGGCGUCUGGAGGAGGUGCUGACGGGGGGCCCCAGGGCUCGCUGGCGGUGCAGGGGUUCCCGCCCCAGCUCCCUGGGAGUGCUGACCCACUCCGCCCAUCGUCGUCUCAGAUGUGACCUUUCAGGGUCAUGUCCUCUGAGGUCGGAGGUCACAAGUUGGAAAGAAAGGGACUUUUAGUGUUCAGGGAAAUGACACCCACAGCGGAAUCGGUGACAGGUACGAGGAGAGGUGGAGCCGGAAGUCGGUUUCUGGAAGAGCCGCAGGGAGUCCCCAUCUCCCUGACCCGUGUCACAGUGCGUAUGAGGCCGUUCACGGCGUGACUGGCACGUGAUCAGUUCGACGCCGUCACGGGAGGGUCUGAGGUGUGUGCUUGUGGGGAGUCAGCUCAGGGGCUCCCCGCAGAGCCCUGGGACCCAAUGGCCUUCGUCACGCGCCUGCCACGUCACGGAGCGGUUCUGAGGCCGAGCGUCACCCUUUGGCUUACCAACUCGGCAAGCGAGUCACUUCGGAGUGAGCCAGGUGCCGUCCUCGCCGCCCUCACUCCCCCGACCUGCGAGCGGGCUGCAGCCUCCGAAGACAGUGGCUUCGCAGUCUUUCCCCGUGAGCCCCCUUUUGGCAGUCUGCGUGUUCGGCAAACUAAGCCAUUUGGGGGAUGGCGCGAAUCUUCUGCUUCACCUCACUUGGACCUCCGUCGUGUUUAUUAAAAUGUCACGUUACAGAGAUUCUUUUUUUCACACUUUCUUGUAGAAAAUGCCUGGCAGGAACACGGUGAGAGGGUGCUCUGGUCUGUCCCCGACGGCAGCUGUGUGAGGCUCAGCCGCGUGUGGAAACUCUAGCACAGGGCUUAUUGCCGAGGAGGUGAGAACUAGGGUACCCGGCCCUUCAAAUGGAGUUUUCCAGGUUCCAGAAAAGGUGCGCGGUUCUCGCACUGGUGUUAGAGAUGAAGGUCCCCCCGCACGCGACACGCCCCGCGGGAGGCCUUGGGGACACAGAGGCGAUCCUGGCCAGUCAGGACGCGUUGUAAGGACGUGUAGGGGAAACACGUUGAGGAUGGUUUUUCUGAGGUGCCAGGACGUGUCUCAGUCCUGCGCACUGGAGGCUUUGGAGUGGCCGACCCAGAGGUGCCGGGGAGAAUCGUGCCCUGCGUUACAGGCACGGAGCAGGUCCCCCGGCUGCGUUGCCGGGUCUCCGUGUGAAGGGAGCGGCAGGCGCAAGGCAGCGGUGGCCACAGUGGCCUGCACACCUCGCGUCAGACACAGGACGUCCGCGCCGGUCCUCGUCGGCCUGGACCAGGGUGGCUUCCGACGAUGAUGCUCUGCUACCACGUGUGCUGUUUCUUUACAUGUCCAGAAACAUGUCCUCUUUUGCUUUUGUGGAUCGGUGGUAAGUCGUGUUGUCGGCAUGGGUCUCGCAAACCCUGCAGCCGUCGCCUGCUGUCGGUGCUGCCGAGUGUCGUCGCACUUGGACCCUGUGGCUUCGUGCCGGUCCCGUGGGCGGGUGUCCCCCUCGGGGAUUUGGAAAACGCAGAGGAGGUUGCCUUGGCUGCUGCUCCCUAAUUUUGCAGUGAAGUGUUUCCGUUUCUCAGCGUGGUCCUCUGAAAGCUUUUCUGCCGUAAAGAUGGUCCAGGGAGGACGAGAACGAAGCGCGUUGCUGCCGCCUUGUCGCCGAGUGUCGCGGAGUUAGAGCUGGACAUGGGCAGGGCCGCCGAGUGUCGCCCCUUUACGCUUAGCUGUCGCUCCAUCCCCGCUCGGAGCCGCUCCCAGCCUGCCUCGUCUGUGUGUGCCUGUGUCGCUUGAAACCUGUCGCUGGCCUUAGAGCUGGCGCUUCACUGCCGUGCGAGGGAAGAAAGCAGGGUGUCGGGCCGCACCCCGCGGGUUUGAGGCCGACUUGGCUGUCCUGCGUGACGGCCGGCAUGGGAGGGCUUCAGUCGCGUGGGUCAGUGGGACGGCCACACCCACGCAGGCCCUGCUCCUGGUGCUCAGGCCUGUGUCCCUCGGGCCGCGGUUCCCGUGUUGUCACGGCCGGCAGCGUCUUCCAGGUGAGCGGUUGUUGGACACUGCCAGGGACGUGGAGUGACAGUGGCCGUGCCCUCUGGUGAAGUACAGAAGCGAGGGGCUUUGUGCCGCAGUGGGGCACUGUGGGAUGUGGCCGUUGGGACGCGCAGGCCUCUUGGACGAGAAUAGGAUGGGAGAGCCUGCCACCCCCACGUGCCCGCACCGUCCUCGUGUUCUUCACGUGGCUCUCCCCGCCUUGCAGGAGGCGGCCGGCGGCUCCCGCUGACACGGCGCCCGCAGCAGUGGGAGCCCGGGUGCCCAGCACGUGGCCCCGCCUGUCUCAAUGUCGUGCCUGAGCUCCGCGACGCCAUUGAGGUCGUCCUCCUUGCGGUGAGGACGGGCCGUGGGCAGGACUGGCAGUGGCAGACCCUCCUGCGGCGGGCGGGCUAUCUUGAGUUUUCCCCGUGCCCACCCCCGCCCGGUGGUCAGCAGGCCCCAGCCCCGGUGGCAGGUAGCGGGUGGCAGGUCCGCGGUGGGCGGGGUCUGGGUGUGCUGGCCCAGGGGGCUCUGCCUGCGGUGUCCGCGGCCCUGCAGUUGCAUCUCUGUGAGACAGGUGCCGCACCGCAGUGCGUGUGACGCGCGAGCUGACCUCACCAGCACCCAAAGGACGAGCCGCUGCAGAGCCCGUCACCACGAAGCUCGUCCUUCUGGGUUCAAGUUCUGUUUCCCUGCCAUUCGGGAUCGGUUCUGCUCCGGGGGAGUCUCCCACCAUUGGUUCACACAGGUCGUAUCCAGAGCCAAGACUAUUUCUCACUCUUACCCGUCAGCGGCGGGCGAGGUCAUCUGUCAGUGCCACUUACCGACCCCCAUCUUCAGGGGGAGGAAUGGUGUGUGGUGGGCUGCAGAGCUGGCAGCGCUGACGGGGCGCCGGGGGGGGCCCAGGCCCUGGUCCACAUGGUCUGCAGGGGCCGCGGUGGCCGGGCCGCGUGGUCUGCUGGGGCUGCGGUGGCUGGGGCCGCGUGGUCUGCCGGGGCUGUGGUGGCCGGGCCCGCGCAGUGGGGCUGGCUCUGCAGGCUGUGAGGGAGCGGAGGCAGCACAGCAGUGAGGUGGGGGCUGUGAAGAAACCUCUGUGGCAUGUCACCGCACGAGAGACCCGGACGAGAGGAGCCAGCAUCCCCGCUGGGACAGCUCCGCCACCGACAUCGACCCCUCUCUCGAACAACAGGCGUUCAACUCACUGUGACUGUCCGCUGCCAGCCCCCGGUCAUUUCGCCGUGAACGUCAAGGGCGGUUGGUGGGCUGGGUCGGAGGGAGCGCACAGAAUCAGAGCCUGCAGAGCGUGCGUCUACCGCGGCUGCUGCCGACACCAGUGUUUGUAGGCUUCCUAUGGAAUGUGACACUUUCUAGCUGCAGUGGCUGCCAUGAACCCUCCCCAACCUUCCUCCGAACCCUCCCCAACCUUCCUCCGCAGGACGUAGACCAGGAGGCCCUGCCAAGCCCAGCGUUGCUCCCUGAGCCCCCUCAGGCAGACCCCGCUCCAUCCCUUGCCCACCCAGCCCAUGUACUCGGCCUAGCCCUCCUGCCUGGCUACCCCGCCCCCCGCUCUGGCCUGGAGCAUUGCAGUGGCUGUGUCCUCCCCGCCUCCAUGCUGGUCACCCUGAGCUGUCCACGUAGCCAAGUGAUCCGCGAUGCUCCGAUGGCUCCCACCCUCAGCCCCGCUGGCCUCCUGGACCCCGAGGCCUGUGGGGUCUGCACUGCCACCGCUGCUUUGACCUGUUCCUCUCCCCACAACCCCGCUGGGUCCCCUGCAGCCCCAGGGCCCCAGGGCAUGCCCCGAGAACCUGAGUGGCUUGCCCUUGUCCCCAUCUGCUUGCUUCCUCCUCCCCUGGAACAGACCCCAUACACAUCUUUGCAGGGGUACGGCCCCGCCCCGCCCAAUGGCAGAAGCAGCACCCCCCGCACCCCGUGUCUGUGUUGUGUCUCUCCGCCCAGAACACCAGCUCUGGGAGGAAAGGGACUAGGUAAUCAAGUGUCCACGACAAAGCGAUCCUGGGUCUCCCUAAGGAACUUCAAAGAAGCUGGUGCGGCAGAGGGGAGCGAAGUAUCAGGCAGAGGGUGGAAGGUCAUGGGAAGCGAGUUUAGCGACAAGUCUCGAGCUUUGGUCGUGGUGUAGGGACGGUUAGGCUCUGUCCUAAGCGUGGGAAGAACCCCCUCGUGCUGGGAGCUGGCCCGGGCGCCAGGCUGCAGUGGGGAGGGAUAGCGGUGGGCCGGGGUGUGCGCAGAGGCGGCAGCUGGAGAAAGCAGAGUGGCUGGGGACACAGUCGUCCUAGUGUCCCAGUGUCCCAGCCUUUCUGUGCUGGCCGUGUCUGUCACGAGGGUGGGACUAUGUAGCAGGCUUCUCAGGCGAGGGCCUCCUGAAGCUCGGCAGGCAGCUUUGGGAGGAACUCCGGCCCCUCCAGCGAGCACCUGCUGCGUGAACACAGCUUCAGCCGCCCAGCGCUGGCCCCUGGUUCAGGGUCACAGACCAGAGCCCACCCCCAAAGAUCUACUUGCAAAGCCAGUUGACCUUGAGUCUUUCUAGGCUCACACUUAAUCCACCCCUGACUCCCGUUUGAUGCUCACGGCCCUGUGGGGUGGGGACCACCAGCACCCUCAUUGACAGCCGGCCCUGCAGACUUCCCUCCAGCAGUGUGUCCAAGGCCGGCGCGGGGUCAGGAUCGCCACGGGCCCCGCCCCUCCGAAUCCCCAUUUUCCCCGUGCACCGCCGGCGAGCCCCCGCGCCAUGCCGCCGGCCAGACGCUGCCAGGCAUACUCCGGGGAGCCGCGGGAGGCUGGAGACCCAGCAUCUGACCUCGGAGGUUUGCCGGCCUCCCCCGGGACGUCUGUGGGGCGGAGACCACGACGUGUGCUCCGCCUGCGGCCCGCCCGCUGCGGUGGCAGUCCGGGGGCGACACGUCCUGGGAGCGCCGGACGGAAGCGCUGCUGGGACUGACACGUGGAUUUGGGCGGCGCUGCCCGCGUGGGCCUGCGGGGCGGGAGCCGGCCCCGUACUCACUGCGCCGCGGCCGUCCGUGCCUGAUGCCGCCGCCGGAGCCGGCUCGCAGGGACUCGGCAGAGGACGCCCAGUGGUCCAGGCCCGAGUGCCAGGCAUGGACGGCGACGCUGCUGCUGGGCACGUGCCUGCUGUACUGCACCCGCGUCAGCAUGCCCGUGUGCGCCGUCUCCAUGAGCCAGGACUUCGGCUGGAACAAGAAGGAGGCCGGCAUCGCUCUCAGCAGCUUCUUCUGGGGCUACUGCCUGACCCAGGUUGCGGGCGGCCACCUGGGGGACCGGGUCGGGGGUGAGAAGAUCAUCCUGCUGUCAGCCACGGCCUGGGGCUUCAUCACCGCGGCCACCCCGCUGCUCACGCACCUGGGCGGCGCCCACCUGGUCUUCAUGACCUUCUCACGCAUCCUCACGGGCUUGCUCCAAGGGCUCUACUUCCCCGCGCUGACCAGCCUGCUGUCGCAGAAGGUCCGGGAGAGUGAGCGUGCCUUCACCUACAGCGCCGUGGGCUGCGGUUCCCAGUUCGGGACGCUGAUGACGGGGGCCGUGGGCUCCCUGCUCCUGGACUGGUACGGCUGGCAAAGCGUCUUCUACGUGUCCGGUGGCCUCACCCUGCUGUGGGUGUGUUACGUGUACAGGUACCUGCUGAGUGAACAAGAUCUCAUCCUGGCCGUGGGUGUUUUAGUGCAAGGCCUGCCGGUGGCCAGGGACACCAGGGUCCCCUGGAGACAGCUCUUCCGGAAGCCUUCUGUCUGGGCAGCCAUCUUCUCCCAGUUCUCGGCGGCCUGCUCCUUCUUCAUCCUGCUGUCCUGGCUGCCCACCUUCUUUAAGGAGACGUUCCCCAGUUCCAAGGGCUGGGUGUUCAACGUGGUGCCCUGGCUGGUGGCCAUCCCGGCCAGUCUGUUCAGUGGGUUUCUCUCUGACCAUCUCAUCAGCCAGGGUUACAGAACCAUCACUGUGCGGAAGUUCAUGCAGGUGAUGGGCCUGGGCUUGUCCAGCGUUUUUGCCCUGUGUUUGGGUCACACUUCAAGCUUUUGUAAGUCUGUGUUCUUUGCAUCAGCCUCCAUCGGCCUCCAGACCUUCAACCACAGCGGCGUUUCCGUUAACAUCCAGGACCUGGCCCCGUCCUGCGCGGGUGUUCUCUUUGGUGUGGCCAACACGGCUGGGGCUUUGGCAGGUGUCGUGGGCGUGGGCCUGAGCGGUUACCUGAUCGAGAGCACGGGCUCCUGGACAUCUAUGUUCAAUCUGGUGGCCGCCAUCAGCAGCCUGGGGCUGUGCACCUUCUUGCUGUUCGGAAAGGCCCAGCGGGUGGACCUGAGCCCGAGCCGUGAAGACCUCUAGCUGCCCCGGCCCCGCCUCGCAGGACUGGCACCAUCAGCCUCAGGCGAAGCGCUCGAUGCCCGAGCCUCUUGCUCCUGCCCCGGACGGACAGAGGAGAGGGCGCAGCGGGGCCGGACGGCAGGCGCCUUCCCCGCUCCCGGGGUCGGUGGGAUUCGUGUUUCUGGGGCAGCAGCUUCAUCACGGACACAGCCUGCUCCACGUAGAGUCAGCCAUGUCCCUGCCGUCAGCCACCUGUGGGGCUGCCCCUCCCUGAGGAGCUGACUGCUUCGCCCCAGCCAUGGCCACCAACACUGUCACCUGACAUCACCAAGUGUCCCCAGGGAACUGCCCCGGGCAAGGACCGCGGCUCUAGGUGAAGGCCGUUGGGUGGGUGGGCAGUGGGCUCCAGCCCUUUGGUCAUCUUUGCGGACCCCCUACCUCUGGCACCCCCUCCUGUGGACCCCUGGGCACGAGCGACGUGUUCUAUUUCCUUGGCGUGUGGUGACUGGCUGUGAGGAACAGGUCACCCCCUCCUGCCCGAGACGCGGCCUAGAGCCAGGUGAACCCACCUUCCCCUGUUCAUGAUUGAGGAGCCAGCCGUGUCGUGGAUUCAUAACAGACUUUGCAAGUUGUAUAUUUAGGGAAAAGAAACUACAAAAUUGUGGAAAAUCACACCAAAGCCUUAUUUAAUUGAAGACUGUUAAACUGUGGGAAAGAAGACUCACUUUGUUAACACCCGUUUUCAAGAAUAAAUACUCGUUAGAGAGACUGA
This is a messenger RNA of Pteropus alecto (black flying fox), 7316 nucleotides long. RefSeq names its product solute carrier family 17 member 9 (gene SLC17A9). Gene Ontology annotation, cellular component: membrane. Lineage: Eukaryota; Metazoa; Chordata; Mammalia; Chiroptera; Pteropodidae. Bases 5258 to 6565 code for a protein of 435 amino acids. The record is from RefSeq and is a predicted model, not a curated record. Gene Ontology annotation, molecular function: transmembrane transporter activity. Gene Ontology annotation, biological process: transmembrane transport. The transcript is spliced from 13 exons.